Molecule: messenger RNA, 402 nt
Organism: Bipolaris maydis ATCC 48331
Lineage: Eukaryota; Fungi; Ascomycota; Dothideomycetes; Pleosporales; Pleosporaceae
Source: RefSeq, a predicted model, not a curated record
AUGAUACUGCUGCUGCUACUGCUGCUGCUCCUGCGUGUUUCUCUCCUGCUGCAGCCGACCAAACGAGGAAGGUCAAUGGAACAUGUUGUGGUAAUGGCGUGGCCCGGAACCUACUCCGACGUUGCACACAAUGCAUUUCAUUUCCAUCCGGCACGCCCGAUUAAUACGACGUCGUAUGUAUUAGAAGAUGACGACGGUAAUGAUGAUGAUGAUGAUGAUGAUGAUGAUGAUGAGGGUCAUGGGCAUGGCGAUUCUGAUAAUGGCAGUAUGCGACUAAGCGCUGACGUGCGUCUGUACAUGCCAUGGUGGUUUUCUACAUUAUGUGCAGCUGGGCGUCUAGGCCGUCGACGUUGGCCAUUUCAAUGCCAUGGCCCCAUGUCCAAUACGGCAAGGAUAGUGUGA